CCCGCCCCUAACUACCUGGCUUCACUAGCAACACACAAGAUGGCGUAAAAACGUGAAUCACUGCAAAUCCGUCCAGAUGUCUACUGCUAUUGCUGCUCAAGACAACCAGCCCCCUCCCCAGCCUCCUGGGGAAGGGGGUGGGGCUGACGACACCACCCCUGGGGAGCCAGCCUCCAAACCGUCCAACAUUGUAGUGGAGGCCUUCUCCAGCUCAGGCUCCAUGAGUAACCGGAGUGAGGAGAUCACGGACAAUGUUCCCGCCCUGACGGAACAAAACGUCGCCGCGAAGGACAGAAGAGAGGAGGAGGAGGAUUCGAGAGCAGUGGCGGAUCAAUGGGAGGGGAGGAGACGAACUGACACCGACCACGCCACGGACAGAGCGACGCUCGGAACGGCAAACGCCACGAAUGUUACCGUCAGGCUGCCCACGGUUACGCGUAGUAACGAGGGAACACCGCGCGGAAGAGCGGCGACACAGACGGCACACCCUCUAACCCCGGCGAAAGCCCGUAUUGACUACCUACCCACCCAUAGUGCAGAUCUGAGGGCCCUGAACGCACUCAUAACCAGAAGUGGAACCAGGUUUUCUACUAGAAGUUUUCCUGCACAAGUCAUGAGGAUGUCCACAAUAGGACUCUCCAGAGCAAGAUCACAGCCAACACGUAUGGGAAUGAACAACUACUUUGAAGAACAAAACAUCAACAAAACUAUUUCAUGGGACAAAGCAAUGGAGAGCAGGCCCCCCCUACAGGUGGACAUGGAUGGGCCCGGCCCGACCAGUUACAGGCCCAGGAACAAACCUCUAUAUGAGACCAACGCACCUUCCUUCACCUUUGGUAGAAAAUCUCCACCCAGAAAUGGAGGUGGUAGGACAGCCUGGGCCACACCCUGGAUGCAGUCAGAAUCUGGCUUCACCAAGAAAACAAACUUUGAAAAGACGUGGCCAACUCCUGUGCAUUAUCCAGGCAAACAUGAGAAACUAGCUCUGGUAGGCAAGAGACAAGUACAUCUCCCCACAUACCCACAGUUCUCACUAGGAGCACGCAGGGAGUUUCUACUCAGUAAAAAAGGAUCGGAUUUUGAACCCUCCCCCAAUGAGUACAACAUCAGUUCAGCAAAGGUGGUCGUGUUACCCAAGGCACCCGCUUUCUCCGCUACACCUCGCAGGGGAACACUGUGGGAAAAGAAAUCUGAUACCCCAGGCCCAGGUGCCUACAGCCCCAGUACUGGCUGGACCAAACCCCACAAUCCUGCAUUCACUAUGAUCGGCAUCAGGGGAGACCCGGCCUGGAAGGACAUUGUCGUCGGUUUCCGGCAUGUCACUCAGUGGGAACUUACAAACCUCUUCCCUGGUUACAAGCAAGGGUGGUUCUACACUGCUUUUAUCUGUCAGCCAAGAGACUUUCUGCCAUGGGCAAAGAAAAGAUUGACUCAGAGAGGAGUCUGCUUUGUGCAGAGAAGAGUUAACACAUUGGAACAGUUGGCGCCACAUUACGAUGUAGUUGUGAACUGCAGCGGAGUUGGUGCAACAAAGUUGGCGGGUGACGAGGCCGUUUCAGCGAGCAGGGGCCAGGUCAUGAGGGUAAAGGCUCCCUGGCUGCGGUACUUUGUGGAGACGGACGGUAAACAUCCAGUCAUCGACGGGAUACCGUACAUGUAUCCAAAUUUGCACAACGUAGUUAUCGGUGGAAUCAAACAAACGGGGAAUUUUCGAAAAACGAACGACCCACGUGACACGGACACUAUCUGGAAGGGGAUCUUGGCCUUGAACUCUCAAAUGAAGGGCGCGGAGGUAGUGGAAGAGUGGACGGGAUUCCGACCCAUGCGGGAAGGAGGAAUCCGACUGGAGAGAGAGACGCUGGUGGAACCUUCAACAGGACAGAAACUGGAGGUGGUCCAUAACUACGGCCAUGGAGAGAACGGGGUCACGUGGUCACACGGCUGUGCCAAAGAAGUUGCCAAGAUCGUCAAAACUAUCAUGGCGGAAAGAACAAGUCUAAAAUCUCGACUGUAGACAGAACACUGAUGAUAUUUACACUUGAAAUUGUCUCCUAAACUUAAUAGUUAUCAUUCGGAGGAAAGAGGAUAUGUCUCACAACGUAAUGUAUAGGUUUUAACAGCCA
Branchiostoma belcheri (Belcher's lancelet) is the source of this 2123-nucleotide messenger RNA. RefSeq lists its product as uncharacterized. The transcript is spliced from 16 exons. NCBI's taxonomy places the organism in Eukaryota, Metazoa, Chordata, Leptocardii, Amphioxiformes, Branchiostomatidae. Gene Ontology annotation, molecular function: D-amino-acid oxidase activity; FAD binding. The coding region runs from base 77 to 2014 and encodes 645 amino acids. The record is from RefSeq and is a predicted model, not a curated record.